AUGCGCAGCGCACUUUUGUCAAAACCAUGUGCCUCUAGUAGUGAUCUACCACAAGUUCCCAUCCUUGAGCUAAUUCUGACAUUCUUCCCGCAAUUCAGGGGCUUCGAAAGGGGAUAUGUUCGAGGCUCAUUCGCGCGUGGCACUGCUGACUUUCAAUCCGACAUAUAUCUUCUCUGCGAGGUCUUGCCCCAAAGUUUUGCCUCGUUCAUCAGUCAGGCUCAUUCUUGCAUCAAAAGCCAGCAUUCAGCCGUUGCAGAUACACUGUUAGAUACCAUUGCAAAUGACUUUGGCGGCAUCAGUUUUAUAUACAUGCUCGAAGUCGAUGGCAACUUUUUCCAGCUCGACCUCUAUGUUACCUACCAGGGAAGACCAUGGAGUGAGAAAGUAGCUUUUCUCUACCGUCCACAUGAGGAAAUAGUCGAUCAGCAACUCAAACAAAUGCGGGACGUCAAGCCUUCCGUAGGCGACAUGUCGCUGGAGCUCAAGUCUUGGAUGUAA
Messenger RNA from Plenodomus lingam JN3, 498 nucleotides. NCBI's taxonomy places the organism in Eukaryota, Fungi, Ascomycota, Dothideomycetes, Pleosporales, Leptosphaeriaceae. The record is from RefSeq and is a predicted model, not a curated record.